Molecule: messenger RNA, 5135 nt
Organism: Bombina bombina (fire-bellied toad)
Lineage: Eukaryota; Metazoa; Chordata; Amphibia; Anura; Bombinatoridae
Gene: PODXL2
Product: podocalyxin like 2
Exons: 8
Coding region: 132-1646 (504 amino acids)
Source: RefSeq, a predicted model, not a curated record
CUUCCGGGAAACCUGACUGAUGGAUCACGUGACGCAACCGCAGUAGCCCCACCCACAUCACGUGACUAAGAAAUCUGGCUAAUCUGCCGAUUUUCAGUUACCAUGGUAACUGCACAGGGUCUCUGUGCCUCAUGCGUGCUACCGGUGAGGAACUUCACUCUGAAGGUCUCUCCUCCACCUCCCUGUUGGAUGUGUCCUCCUUAUCCCACCUAGAAACACUGGACUCUGCAGAGCAUGGGGGUGAGGGAUACCAAGAGCCAGAUAUUCUCCAGGGACUUUUCCAUGAAUCUCAUGGCUCUGGUUUCUCCAGCCAAGAGACUGAAGAGUCCACCAUACUCCAAUCCCCACAGUACUUCUGGGAAGAGGAAGGAAAGAGGAUGAAUGUGAGCAAGGAGAACACCAGCUGGACACACACAGAUUAUCCAGUGCCCAAGAGCAGCCAUGGCACCAUGCAAGAGGGAAUUCUGGAAAGGAAUUUGACCCCAAAAGAAACUCAAGAGACAUCUACAAAAUGGUGGUCCAAGGACACAAGAGAAACAAUCAGAGGAGAAGUGUCUUCAACUACCCAGGCUGUGGUUGAGGAGGGAACCAUACAACCAUCAACACAGAAUGAGAUGGCCGUUCAGAAUCUAGGUUACAAGGAAAAGUCUAUGUUCAAGACUAUAUCAACUGCUCCAACCUCACCAAUGACCAAGAUACCUAAAAAGUCCACUACACAUUCACCAUCUUGGAAGCACCAACCCAACUUUAAUGUAGGUUCUAAGCAACAGCUUGGACCUCCUGUUGGCUCACAUGGCGUUCCUGCUGGGGAUUCACCUGGACUAAAUGAUGAGGAUGAUGAAGAUCUGCUAACCCACUCUUCUGAUGUUAGCCAGAGGCAAGAAGAGACCAUUUUUCCAAAGCAUGUCCUUACUGAGAAUCAUGAAACCACUUCACAGACAGUGGCACCUACUGAUGUAUCAUGGGGUUCAGAGCAGGUGAUCUGCAAGGACUGGAUCAACCUGGCAGGCAAAAACUAUGUUAUACUCAACAUGUCUGAUGAUAUUGAUUGUGAGCAAUUCCGCUGGCAGAAAGGACAGCAGCUUCUGUCACUGCUGGGAGCGGCAUUAUCAUGGAGAACAGAAUCUCUGCAGAGGGACUGGGUAAUAGCCCUGAGCAAACCUAACGACAAUGACAAUCAUCUGCUAAUGACAAUCACAGAAGAGCAACAUGCGAUCCCGAUUAAAGACGUUUUCACAGCACUGGGAGAUAUUAAACGUAAUCUGGCAGAGAUUGGGAUUGAGAGUUAUUCUAGCACAGCUGACUGCCAGUUACGCCCUAACCAGCCUCGUAGCGACUACGGCAAACUCUUCAUUGUCUUAGUAAUUAUCGGUUCUAUCUGUGUGAUGAUCAUCAUUGGUGGAGUUGUAUACAUCUGCUGGCAGAGACGCCUACCCAAGCUGAAGAGCAUGGAGCUGCAUUUUGUGGAGAACGGUUGCCAUGACAAUCCUACCCUUGAUGUGGCGAUGGAUGGCCAGGCUGAGAUGCAGGAGAAGAAACCAAGCCUUAAUGGAGGAACAUCCCACCCGGCAGAUGGCUGGGAGAACCUGAUAAACAGCGGGGCCAAGGAAGAGUGUGACCCCACAGAGGAAGACACCCACCUGUAGAUCUUCGUGAAAUCAGCAGCCCAAGAGGGAUUCAAAAGAGAGGCGCUACUGUGCUCAGUGGUUUGUCUGAGUGUACAAAAUGUGUUGGACUCUAUGGCAACAUUAUACAGUGCACUAACCUUAACUGUGGUUCUUGCUGCUAAUCAGAUAGUAGUUUACAGCUUGUGUAGCAAUGAGGCUGUAGAACUGCAGGAGAUUUCUUUGUUCAUUACCCAAACACAAACACAUUUACACGCACAUAUAUACAUGCAUACAUACAUACACACACACAUGCAUACAUACAUACACACACACAUGCAUACAUACAUACACACACACAUGCAUACAUACAUACACACACACACAUAUACAUGCAUACAUACAUACACACACACAUGCAUGCAUACAUACACACACAUAUACAUGACUACAUACAUACAUACACAAACACAUACAUACACAUAUACAUGCAUACAUACAUACACACACAAACACAUAAACAUACAUACACACAUACACAUAUACAUGCAUACACUAACACACACAUAUACAUAUACAUGCAUACACUAACACACACAUGCAUGCACUAACACACACAUAUACAUGCAUACACUUACACACACAUAUACAUGCAUACAUACAUACACACACAAACACAUAAACAUACAUACACACAUACACAUAUACAUGCAUACACUAACACACACAUGCAUACACUUACACACACAUAUACAUGCAUACACUAACACAUACAUAGACAUAUACAUGCAUACACUAACACAUACAUACACAUAUACAUGCAUACACUGACACAUACAUGCAUACACACAUACAAACAUAUACAUGCAUACAUACACACACAAAUACAUAUACAUGCAUACACUAACACACACAUAUACAUAUACAUGCAUACACUAACACAUAAAUGCAUACACACAUAAAAACAUAUAUACAUGCAUACACUAACACAUGCAUACACAUAUACAUGUAUACACUAGCACACACAUACACUAACAUACACAUAUACAUGCAUACACUAACACGUACAUACACAUAUACAUGCAUACACUAACACACACAUACAUAUAUACAUGCAUACACUAACACACACAUACACAUGCAUACACUAACACACACAUACACAUACAUGCAUACACACAUAAAAACAUAUAUACGUGCAUACAUACACACACAAACACAUAUACAUGCAUACACUAACACAUACAUACACACAUAAAAACAUAUAUACGUGCAUACAUACACACACAAACACAUAUACAUGCAUACACUAACACAUACAUGCAUACACACAUAAAAACAUAUACGUGCAUACAUACACACACAAACACAUAUACAUGCAUACACUAACACAUACAUACACAUAUACAUGCAUACACUAACACACACAUACACAUAUACAUGCAUACACUAACACAUACAUACACAUAUACAUGCAUACACUAACACACACAUAUACAUGCAUACACUAACACAUACAUACACAUAUACAUGCAUACACUAACACACACAUAUACAUGCAUACACUAACACACACAUACACAUAUACAUGCAUACACUAACACAUACAUACACAUAUACAUGCAUACACUAACACACACAUAUACAUGCAUACACUAACACAUACAUACACAUAUACAUGCAUACACUAACACACACAUAUACAUGCAUACACUAACACAUACAUACACAUAUACAUGCAUACACUAACACACACACAUAUACAUGCAUACACUAACACAUACAUACACAUAUACAUGCAUACACUAACACACACAUAUACAUGCAUAAACUAACACAUACAUACACAUAUACAUGCAUACACUAACACAUACAUACACAUAUACAUGCAUACACUAACACACACAUAUACAUGCAUACACUAACACACACAUACACAUAUACAUGCAUACACUAACACACACAUAUACAUGCAUACACUAACACACACAUAUACAUGCAUACACUAACACACACAUACACACAUAUACAUGCAUACACUAACACACACAUACACAUAUACAUGCAUACACUAACACACACAUAUACAUGCAUACACUAACACACACAUACACAUAUACAUGCAUACACUAACACACACAUUUACAUGCAUACACUAACACACACAUACACAUAUACAUGCAUACACUAACACAUAGAUACACAUAUACAUGCAUACACUAACACACACAUAUACAUGCAUACACUAACACAUACAUACACAUAUACAUGCAUACACUAACACAUACAUACACAUAUACAUGCAUACACUAACACACUUAUACAUGCAUACACUAACACACACAUAUAUACAUGCAUGCACUAACACAUACAUACACAUAUACAUGCAUACACUAACACACUUAUACAUGCAUACACUAACACACACAUAUAUACAUGCAUGCACUAACACAUACAUACACAUAUACAUGCAUACACUAACACAUACAUACACAUAUACAUGCAUACACUAACACACUUAUACAUGCAUACACUAACACACACAUAUAUACAUGCAUGCACUAACACAUACAUACACAUAUACAUGCAUACACUAACACAUACAUACACAUAUACAUGCAUACACUAACACACACAUACAUGCAUACUACACACAACUCUCUUUCUUCUUAUCAGCCUCAUUGUUUAGUUUACAGCUAUAUGUUAGACACCUUUUCCCCUAAUUCUUUCUGUGAACAAGCAGAAUCCUUUAUUAUACUGAUGUGGUCUGAAUUCCUCAACGGAACCUUUUAUUAACCUUUACCAGAGAUACUGAAAAUGCACAAUUUGGUAUCAUGUCAGGGGCCCAGUGCCAGGCUCGGUGGCAUCAUGUGCUGUGCUAGUUACCCAUAAUGUAACAUACCUGACCCCUGCAAGAUAAUAUCCAGUAACAAGUCGUUGUCAUAAACACAAAGCAGAUCUACUAACCUUGCAUUAAAUGGCUGGUGCAUAUGACCGUAAUGUACUAAAUGUAACAGAAAGCAUUGGCAUUCAAUGGCAGAGAUACAGGCAUGUUGCACAUACGUACACUACAUUCUGUAUAAAACACCUUGCCAUUUGCGCUGCAGCUCUGCAGUGGGCACUGGAUCAAUGACCUUGUGUUUAAAUAAAGCAGCAGUGCGUGGUGUUGCUCUAUAUUGCAUUACUAGCGAUAAAACAUGAUUAUUACCUAUAAAUCACUAGCAGCCGCUGGCUGAAAAGCUUGCACUCUGGGUGAUGUUACAGUAUUGUUAUAUAGAUGGGAUCUGUGUGUGUAGCCAGAGCUUCUAUGUGUUUUCACAGCUUUUUAGUGUUGGCCGUUUUUUAAUGUCCAUGCUUAGUUUGUGGUGGCUUAUACAGAGCCACCACCAAACAACCCACCUGCCUAAUGUCAGUAGCAGGUCGCACUGCAGCCUGUUUCAUAGCAAAAAUAAAUAAAAUCCCUGUCUCUCACUGGCUCACCAGUAAUAAUUUACUGUGCUGUAGAUUCAGUCAAAUUAAAACUGAAAUUGA